AUGGCAUCUCUCAACCUCUCCACCAAUGGUCCAUCCAUCACCAAAAGCUACCAGGCAAUUGUCAACGCUCCCCCACCCUCCGGACCAGCCGCUUCCUCUCCAACCUACGGUCAAUGGGCUGUAUUCUCGGUUUCAGCGCCUCUAGCAAAUGCCUUUCAGCAAGACUCAGGAAACAAAGAAAGUGUGUUAAAAGUUCAGAGCACAGGCGAAGGAGAAUUAGUGGAUUUGGUGGAGGAGUUCUCAGAUGGACGCAUUCAGUUUGCGUUUGUAAAAGUCAAAGAUUCCAAUUCAGGCCUCCCCAAAAGUGCUCUCAUAGCCUGGUGUGGUGAGGGCGUCCCUGAAAGAACAAAGGGCUACUUUACAAGCCAUUUGACAUCGGUUUCAAAACUCCUCCAUGGCUACCAUGUGCAGAUUACGGCCAGGUCUGAUCGAGACUUGACUCCUGAAGGUAUCAUUCAGAAGGUGGCUGAUGCUUCGGGUUCGAAUUAUUCUGGCAGUAGUUCUGCUCCUCCACCAGUAGCUGCCACAAAACCGGUUGUUGCCAGCAAGCCAGUGUUCACUCCCACGCAAAGUAGCGGAUUUUCAGGAUCCGGGGGCUACAAUCCCAUUGCACGCAAUGCCGCCCCCAAGAGGGAUACCAACACGGACGCAGAUGGAUGGGGUUCCGAUGCACCAGAGGUCACACGAACACAAUUGGAAAAAGUUCAGUCAGCUUAUCAACCCACGAAAGUCAAUAUGCGAGAGUUGACAUCACAAAAGCCUGCGCCGUCUGCAUUCAGUAGUAGCCAAUCUGAUGACAGACCUGAAGUGGUUCGAGGCGCCUAUCAACCUGUAGGUAAGGUUGAUAUUGCCGCCAUUCGCAGACAGGCUCAGCAGUCAGGAAAUACAAAGGAUGAUCGUCCUGAAAUUGUCAAGGGAGCGUAUGAGCCUGUUGGCAAAGUCGACAUUGCCGCUAUUCGUGCAAAGGCUCAAAAGCCCGACGAAUCUUCAAGCUUCUCGAGGCCCCCGCCUACUUCCAAUAUCUCAAAUGUGCCAUCAGAUGAGCCGGAGGAUAGACCACGUUCCCUGGCUGAUCGAUCUGCCGCAUUUUCGCAGGGUCCUGAGCGGCUCACCUCUCUUCCUAAACCAAAGGUGGCCAACAAGUUUGGUGGAGGCACAAGUUUUGGAGGCACAAAGGCCCCACUACCUGGGGGAUUUGACGCACAAUCAAAGGGCGGUGCUACACCACAGGUUGGAGCGGCUGGCAGAUCAUUUGCCGAGUCAUCAGGAAAGACGCCCGCACAGCUCUGGGCGGAGAAGAAGGCACGAGAGAGAGGUACUAGUGUAUCAGGAGAUGCACCACUAUCUCCCUCUGGUUACACAGGCCAAGCUCCGAUUCAGACACAACCUAGCGGCGGAAAUGAAUGGAAAAGUGGUUAUGCGGGGAAAAGUUGGGCGCCUGUACAAACUACUCGUACUGGAACAUCUAGCAUCGGUCAGCAGGCCACAGGGGGUAGUUCUGGUCAAGUAGAUGCGGACGAAGCACCUUCAUCUCCAAGUGGAGGGAUCGGGUCGAUUCGCGAUCGCUUCAGUGGUGCUGUUCCGAUGGGUGCUCCAGCACCUGCAGCUGCUUUUGAUCGAGGUCCCCCUCCUGCCCCAGAACCCGAGACGAGCAACAAGCCCAAUCGUGGUAUACCUAUUCCGGGUAUGGCACGGCAAGAGAGUGAUGGAGAGGAGGAUGUGCCUGCACCUCGUAUGCCUACACCACCAGCCCAGCCUCGCAGUCCCACACCUCCCACUCCAGAACCAUCCUCCCCAAUUCGUCUGGCUCAACCGGUCAGUGCAUCGGUGCCACGAGUUGAAGAUGCACAUGAGGAACAACUAUCGCCACCUCCUGUUCUUCCAGCACAAUCCAUCGCACGAGCCAUUCCUACCCCGGCAGCUGAUGAUGAUGAUGAACCUGCUGGUGGACAUGAUUUCGGAAGGGCGGCGGCUCAAGCAGCGGCGGCCUCAAGCCUUGAGCAACAACAGGUAGCAUCUGCUCCAUCAGCGGGCCCCUCAAGUGGAGGUGGUGAGCAAGCACGGGCUGAAUAUGACUACGAGGCAGCCGAAGAUAACGAAGUGUCUUUGCGUGAAGGUGAAUUGGUCACGGACAUCCAACGAAUUGACCCUGAUUGGUGGUUGGUCAAGAACGAAGCCGGGCAGACCGGACUCGUCCCCAGCAACUAUUUGACCAUUGUUGAAGAUGACGAUGCUGGAGGGGCUCCUCCGGCGGCUCCUGUUGCAGCAGCAGCAGCACCGGCAGCACCGGCGGCUUCUCAAGGAGCUACUGCAACAGCACUCUACGACUAUGAAGCGGGUGAGGAUAAUGAAUUGUCAUUCCCGGAAAAUGCCACCAUUACCAAUGUUACAUUCCCCGAUGAGGACUGGUGGCAUGGAGAGUACAAAGGAAAGGCAGGAUUGUUCCCGUCGAACUACACCCAGCUUGAUGGCUAG
This is a messenger RNA of Exophiala bonariae, 2475 nucleotides long. RefSeq lists its product as uncharacterized. Gene Ontology annotation, molecular function: actin filament binding. Bases 1 to 2475 code for a protein of 824 amino acids. Gene Ontology annotation, cellular component: cortical actin cytoskeleton; site of polarized growth; actin filament. The transcript is spliced from 4 exons. Lineage: Eukaryota; Fungi; Ascomycota; Eurotiomycetes; Chaetothyriales; Herpotrichiellaceae. The record is from RefSeq and is a predicted model, not a curated record. Gene Ontology annotation, biological process: regulation of actin filament polymerization.